Salvia hispanica is the source of this 2686-nucleotide messenger RNA. Its product is annotated as TSL-kinase interacting protein 1-like. Gene Ontology annotation, molecular function: chromatin binding. Lineage: Eukaryota; Viridiplantae; Streptophyta; Magnoliopsida; Lamiales; Lamiaceae. The record is from RefSeq and is a predicted model, not a curated record. Gene Ontology annotation, cellular component: nucleus. Gene Ontology annotation, biological process: pattern specification process.
UAUAUUAUCCAUUAUUGAAAAUAUUUCUUUUGUUUGUAGUAUACAAUAUUUUACUUCACAAUUUCAAGUGCUCCUAUUAUUUUAAUCGUUAACUGCUGUUGAAGUUAUCAAUCUCAGCACUUUCUGCUCUGCAAUCCGCACUAUUAGAAGUAUCGUACUAAACCUGGAAAUCGGAAUAUGCAUGAAGGAUUAACUUUUGCGUGACGAGAAAGAUAUUAAAAUGGUGACACAGGUUUCAUUGGACUGUGAACUUUGUCAAUGUCCGGAUAAUAUUGGAAAUAAAGAUGGGAAUGGUAGCAUGCCCACAUCUUCACCGGAACAAGCUGCUCUGCAGAUGCCCGGAAAAAAACCGACAAGACAAUGGGCUGCUUGGACCCGUCAAGAAGAAGAAAGCUUUUUUGUCGCAUUACGACAAGUUGGCAAGAAUUUUGAGAAAAUCACAUCACGUGUCCAGAGCAAAAACAAGGAUCAGGUUAGGCAUUAUUACUAUCGACUUGUCAGGCGAAUGAACAAGUUGCUGUGCCCAGAACUUUGCCUGGACGCCAAAAACUCAAAAGACACCAAUGCUGCCAUGCUUCGCUGGUGGUCAUUGCUGGAAAAGUAUAGCUGUAAAGCUUCUAAGCUUCAUCUAAAACCUAGAAGAUUUAAGAUAUUUUUGGAGACUCUGGAGAACCAACUUUUGAGGGAUCGGAAAAAGAAUACUAAGAAGAGACUGUCUACUGGAGAAAAUAAUACUUGUGUACCAAACAUCACAAAUCAGGUCAGAGCACCAGGGCAUGACAACCGUGCAGUUAAAAUGGUUCUUCUUGACAGCCAGAACAUCGAGAAAGUUGGAACUGGAAAGGUAUCUUUGUUUAAGCGCCACGCCAAUAUAGGAAUAAGCCGCGCCAACUGCAAAGUAGACCAAGCUGCUGUAAAGGCAGUGAAACAUCGGCGGAAAAAUGGCCUUGCAUCAGCUUCUGCAUAUGAAAGAUGGGAGAAGGCUGCCAUUGCUGGAGUUUCAUUGGUGGCUGAUGCUGCUGAACAAUUGGAACGGGUGGACACUGAUAAAGAGGCUGAAUACCAGGAAACACCAGGUCAUGAUGGUCCUCAACUUGUUGCGGAUAUGGCACGCUCUCCACAAAAAUCUACACGAAGCACGCUCAAUGAAGACAACAAUCAGAACCCGUCAAAGCUUAAACUCCAGUUGUUUCCAAUCGACGAAUUUACUCAAAAAGACUUGGAAAGGAAUCAUCAUAACCCUUAUCUGGAACUUACUUUGAGUACACGGAAGAAAAUAUCAUCUGUGGUGGAACACCUCAAUCGCAAAUGGGGAAACUCAAGGCCGUUAGAUCAAGAGCUUACACUUUUUCCUUACUGGGCACAGAGAGAAAACCUGGUGGGGUAUCAGAAGUGGAGUAAGGACUCUACUCUGUGUGCAGCAGAUGUACAUUACAAAGUCGGAAGCCCCCCGGUAUUCCGCCUCAGAUAUGGCUGGUUUUCAAAAGCAGAGAUUGAAUCUGCAACUGCUCAAGCACUUUCUCGUACUAAUAUCAAUGAAACAAGAAAGAAGAACGAUGAACCAGUUAUCGUUUUGACUCCCUCCUCCACAUCUACUCCAUCUAUAACAGUUGCGUGUGAUAUCCCUUUAUCCAAUGUCAAUACUUCAGGAUACUCUGAUAGCACUGCAAUUGAAUUACUACCUAGAGAAGCAAGUGUAGAUUUGACACAUUCUAGGCAAGUCGAGAACACGAAGGAUAUGCCCUUGUCUUCUGGGGAAUGGGCUGACAGUCUUACGAACAUAAGUAUGGGACAGCUGCUAUCCGAGACAACGCCAAACACAGAUGCCAACUGCAGUGAUUUUCUGGGGCCUCUAGGUUCAAACUGCCAGCAGAUUCCAUUCAACUGCGACUCUUUUGAUGCUGCAAUUGCUGCACACAUUUUUAAACACCAAACCAAAGUCCAGCAGCAGAGCCUUGCAUCUCAUGCACCUUCCAUCUUUGAUGCUGAAGAAACAUGCGAUGCCUUUUCUUUCAAGAAAACUAGCGCUUUCUUUCGUGAAAACCACAAUGCAAGUAUGAAUGGUUCCAAAGACGCCCAUAAGCAACCUACUAUAACUAGCCCUUCAAUAUCUCACCAUAAAGUUGAGGAAUUGCAUGGAGGAGAGAAAUUGACUGAUUACAACUGCAUUUGUGAAGACCUCGUGGACGAAUCUGAACCUGAUAAUCCUAUAGAAAACCCCACCAUGGAUUUCUCUGGCCUCACAGAUAUAUAUUGGCCGGACUCUUUAGGGCCGUUAGACUUGGACAUUCCCUCCUGUAGAUACCAAAGCAACGACCUAAUUCUUAGCGAUAGCCUAGGUGGUUUGAACCGCCUGAUAGCUAACAGUCUGGACGCGCUCCAGAGCUGCUCUUUCUUUGGGUCGGAGAAGAAAGAAGUUGUACCGAAAGCAGAAACUCACCAAAACGCUUCCUUCUUGGAUAUCAAAAUGGGCAGUGAAGUUUAGAACUCUGCUAGAGACAGAGAAAAACGUAACAGUUGUAAUCUAAAGCUUAUGUUGUUAGGCUAUGGCCGCUGUAUAGAGAAGUGGCAUGUUGUCCAGUGGUUCUUUGUUGUACAAAAUUGGAACUCACUUACGUCUCGACAUGCUCGUAGUUGAGGCGACUCGAAUUCUCGACCUGUUUAUUGGAGGGAAAACGACUAAUUA